UCCACGUCGCACAGAGGAACGGCUUCCGCCCGUUUUACCUCGCCGCGGGCAGGCGCCUUUCCAAAGCCUUUCGGGAAGGUUGCUGUGGUGACGUCCAGGGGCCAGGAAAGGAGAGAGCGGGAGAGCGGUAGUGCACAUUCAUAAGAUUCUAUUAUCAGAUUUCAUGGUAUAAAGCGUGGGACAUCACCUAAGCACUCACCUGCUACCCAAGAGGCCGUGUUUUGGAAGAUGCAUCUGCUCUAUGUGGUCCUUGUUUGGCUGUCUCUUAGCUAUGGUUUUGAUUCUAACUGUCCUGGAAGAUGUAGCUGUGAUUCCAUGCAGUCGGUACAGUGUUACAGGCUAACUGAGGUACCAUCAGGUAUUCCUUCCACCACCAAGAAGCUCUACAUCAGCCACAGCAGAAUUCAACGCCUUCAGCUAUGUAAUUUCACCCGAAUGUUGGCUCUAGAAGAUUUUAUUCUGUUGGCCAGUGGAACAGAGUCAGUAGAAAAUGACACCUUCAAAACUCUGAGUACCUUGAAGACCUUGGAACUCUGGAAAAAUAAGUUAAGACGAGUCCCCAGUGCUCUCCCCGCCAGUCUUGAAGUGUUAAAACUAAAUGAUAAUUCAAUAUAUGUCCUACAGGGAUCUGAUUUUGAAGGACUAAAGAAAUUAAAAAUCCUUGAACUUAAAAACAAUCUGAUCUCUUCUCUCUCUUCCCACACGCUCUCCUCCCUUGUCAGUUUGGAAAAUUUGAUGUUGGACGGCAACAGUAUUGAGUCUGUAGCUGGGCAGCUGGUACUUCCCCGUCUGAAACAUGUGAGCAUGGAGAAUAACAAACUGCAUCUUAUACCAGCUAAUUUCUUUACAUCUCUUCAGUCUUUGCGAUUUCUCAGUUUCAGUGGUAACUUUCUGACUAAAAUGCCUGUAAAUAUGCCCAAAUCCUUGUUCUCUUUAAAAAUGGAGAGAAACCAACUCAAAAUAGUAAGGUUUCGAGACAUGAAACACUUGGAAAAUCUUUCCCAUCUUUACCUGUCAGAAAACUCUCUCUCUUCCAUUGAUGGGGCACAGCUCCUUGCCAAUUUAACUACUCUUGAGCUGUCCCAAAACCAGCUUCAGAUGUUGCCCCUCAGACUACCAGCAAGGCUACAAAAACUUGAUAUUAGCAAUAAUCUGAUUCAGAGAGUUACAGCACAAGACUUCCAGGACCUCCGAGACUUGAAACAUUUGUUUCUGGACAACAACAUCGUCAGCCUGUUCGAAGCUGGAGCCCUACAGAGGUGUUCCCAGCUCUCCAACCUGGCACUGGAACAAAACCUGCUGUUGUCUAUACCUCUAAGGCUCCCAGGGACCUUAGCCAGGCUGGACCUAAAAGGCAAUGCCAUCCAGGAUAUUGCUGAGAAGGAGCUCAAGGAUCUAAAGCAGCUUCAGGUUCUGAACCUCAGGAACAACAAGAUCUCUGCUUUAGACCUCAGAGCCUUGGAGGGGCUGCAUCGCCUCAGGUAUCUGUACCUGGAUGGAAAUCCGUGGAAUUGCACCUGCAGUCUCCUAAGAGUAAGGGAGAUCCUGAAGGCCAAGGGCACAGAUGUGAGGGGAGGACAAUGUGCAGCACCGGCUGAACGACAAGGGGAGAGCUGGAUGUCCUCCAAGAAGAUCAUGAAGCAAUGUGAGCACCACUUACAUCUCACUGAGAAAAGCACAGAGACCAAAAAGAAACCAAAACCUGAGGAGCUCUCGAACAUCAGAGCCAAUGUGGACGAUGAUGAUUAUGAUUAUGAAAUAGAUUAAGUAUGUGCUUUGUUUACAAUGUAGAAAAGGUUUUUGUUGUUUUAAUAGACUUUAUUUUUAGAGCAGCUUUAGAUUCACAGCAAAAUUGAAAGAAAGAUACCAAAUACCAAGAUUUCCCAUCUCUCCCUUAUCCCCACACAUGAACAGCCUCCCCCAUUAGCCCGUCCUCCACCAGACUGGAGCAUUUACUACACUUGAUAAACCUGCACAGACACAUCAUAAUCACCCAAAGUCCAUGGUUCACUGUAGGGUUCACUCUUUGUUUUGUACAUUCUGUGGGUUUGGACAAAUAUAUAGUGACAUAUAUCCACUGUUACAGUUUCACACAAAGUAGUUUCACUGUCCUAAAAAUCCUCUGUGCUUCAGAAAAGUUUUUUAAUGCUCAAUUUCUUAAGCAGAAAUAUACAUGUAGAUAUGCAAGACUCUUUUUGUAAGUUUUUCUUUUUUUAAGAAUGAAAUGAGGGUUAAGAUAAUUUGAGGUGGGGGGAGGAAAGUAGAAAGGAACAAUGAUAAGAAGAUGUAAGAUUCCUUCCUCUUUAAAAAUAAUUUGUGUUUUAUAUUGAAGCCUACACAAAUAAUAAUGCCAAAGAAAAUCAUCUGGCUAACUUCCUGCAAAUAGAGUAGUUAAUUUUAUCAAAUAUAAUGUGAUGGGAUUUUUUAUAUGAAGCUGGUGCCUAUUGCCCUGCACCACAGGCUUUUGGCUUCAAGCAAUAAAAAUAGACUAACUUAAGCAAGAGAUAAUUUAUUGGAAACACUGGGAAAAGCUCACAAAGGAAAAACUUGAAUAAAUCUGGAAAGGAGAGAGAUCAGAAUUGUUCCAGCACCCAGGCACAAGGACAUAAUGGAGAGACCCUCAGCUGCUUCAGGGUUUCCUAUGGAAGAUGAAGUGCCCCAUUAUUAUCACUGUUAGCUUCCCUCUACUCAAGACGCAUUUCCUCAGAGGGAGAGGCUGAUUAGCCUAGCUUGAGUCACAUGUUCGCCCUUGGCUAAGGGAUAGUCGGUCUUGUUUGACAGUAUUACCAAGACCAAAGGGAAACCAAAUAAGGAAAUGUAAACUGGCAUCUUAAAUACAACAGAUGUUUCUACAAUGGCCUUCCUCAAAAGAGUUGGUUUUGAGUUAUAUUUAGUUUGUCCCCCCACCAAAAUAUUGCCCCAUCCCAAUAUAUUUCGUUAUAUUUAGUUGACCACUAUCUCCUACUUCCUUUUGAUUAACCGCAUGCUUUUGAGAGUUGCCUGUUUGGGGAUAGAGAUGUGAUUGUAGAAUAAUUUUUUUCUAUCAGUCUACUUAUGAAUAUGAUCUACUGGCAAGUAAAUCUGAUACCCUAUCCAAGUUAGUUCCUUUUAUAAUUAGUAAGAUUUACCUGUUGCAGUAUCUUACAAAGUUUUCCAUUAAAUACUCCUAAAGACAGAGUAAGUGAAUAGUAGAGAUUGAGUGGAUGAGCAAAGACGCUUACUAGAAGCCAAAAUUUUCUUCAGUGUCAUGUUUUAACGUUUUAUGCAAAUUUUGCAUCACUUGCUUUAUGUCC
Molecule: messenger RNA, 3293 nt
Organism: Manis pentadactyla (Chinese pangolin)
Lineage: Eukaryota; Metazoa; Chordata; Mammalia; Pholidota; Manidae
Product: nephrocan-like
Exons: 4
Coding region: 229-1767 (512 amino acids)
Molecular function (GO): protein binding
Source: RefSeq, a predicted model, not a curated record